AUGCUCUAUGAGCAAGAGCAACAAAGAGAACAGAAAGAAAGGGAAAAAGAAAGAAUGUCAGAACAGAGGGAAAAACAAAGAGACGAAAAACUGGCUCAGAUGCUACAUGAGCAGGAGAAAAAAUUAACGCAAAAGCUCAUUGAGCAAGAGCAGCGCAGUGAAGCGAAGCUAGAUAGUAUCCAAAGCGAACUUGCCGAGAUGCGGGACGCUUGCAAAGAAAUCCCCGAUCUUGUGCAAAACUUAGCUGGCGAGAUGCAAAAAUUACAGAUAUCGCAGGCUAGGCUUGAAGAUAAUGUCCAGACUUUAACCAACCGCGUGGAUAAUGUGAAGAUAGAUGCACGGAAAAGUAUUGACGUAUAUUUGGAAGUGCAAGCUCAAAAAGUAGAAAAAGAAUUAAAUGAAUGGCUAGAAGUAAAGGAUCGCGAGAUAUCUGCAAAAAUUGAAAGCGACGUAAAAACAGCUGUAGAAUAA
Messenger RNA from Schistocerca nitens (vagrant locust), 471 nucleotides. RefSeq lists its product as uncharacterized. Bases 1 to 471 code for a protein of 156 amino acids. The record is from RefSeq and is a predicted model, not a curated record. The transcript has a single exon. Lineage: Eukaryota; Metazoa; Arthropoda; Insecta; Orthoptera; Acrididae.